CUGAAGCUGGCGAACUGGCAUCACGGAUUCACAUAAUAUAAACAUUGAAGAUAAGGACAAUGUUGGUGUCCUUUCUGAUAGUGCUGAAUGCACUCGGAGCAUUUAGUGUGCCAAAACCUGAGAUCAUAGAUGACACUCACAGCAUUCCCAAAAUCAAUGAGGCCGCAGGUUUACACCUGCUUGAAGGAGACAUCAUGAAAGGUCACCUCAGAAGCUCUACAUCGGAUGGUGACAAGAGAUGGAACACUUCUGUUCCUUAUUGGCUAGAUGACAGUCUUGAUGUGCAUGCCAAAGGCAUCAUUUUGAGGGCAUUUGAGCAGUUCAGGCUGAAAACAUGCAUCGACUUCACUCCAGCACUAAGUGAAAACAACCCCUACAUCGACAUUCUAAAGGAUGAUGGAUGCUGGUCUUAUAUCGGAAUGGAUGACCCUCAUGGUCAGCAUCUUUCUAUUGGAAAUGGCUGUGAAUAUAUUGAAAUUGUGGAGCAUGAACUUCUCCAUGCACUGGGAUUCUACCAUGAGCAAUCGAGAUAUGACAGAGAUGAACAUGUCACAAUCGUCUGGGACAACAUCCAAGACGGGAAGGAAGGCAAUUUUGAUAAAGCCAGUGCGGAGGAGACUAGCCUCCUCAAUACUCCAUAUGACUACACAUCUGUCAUGCAUUAUGUCUCCGACGCAUUCUCUAACGGAAAUGGAAAUGGGACCACCAUCAUCACGAAGAACCCAAAGUUUCAAGAUGUGAUCGGCAAAAGUGUAGAGAUGAGCAACACGGAUACACUGGAACUUAACAGGCUUUACAGCUGCAAUAGAGCAGUGUCCUUUGUUGAGCACUGCAGCUUUGAUGAUAAAGCCAUGUGUGAGAUGACUGUCUGCUCCAGAGGUUCAUCUGAAUGGAAGAGAGUGAAUCGAACUGAUGGAGGUCCCCAUUCAGACCACACCUACCUGGGCACUGACAAGCAGGGUCAAGGCCUCUUCAUGCACUUCAGCACAGUGACAGGAGAAGAAGGGGAUUCCUCCAGGCUCAUAACCAGGAUGGUGACUCCCAGUAGACCAUGCCAAAUCCAGUGUCUUCAGUUCUACUACUACUACAACGGCAAUGAGAUGGACCAGCUCAACAUCUGGAUCAGAGAAUUUGACAACAAAUACGAUGUAGAAGGAACUCGCAAACUCAUGGGUCAAAUCACAGCUUCCCCAGCUGAUUACUGGCAGCUCCAUCAUGUUCCCCUGAAUGCCACAAAGACCUUCCAGGUGGAGUUUGAGGGCCGCAAGGGAGCAGGAGCUUCAAGUGGGGGCUUCUCUGUCGACGAUAUAAACCUCUCAGAAACUGAAUGUCCCCAUCACAAAUGGCAGAUACGUAACGUUGAGAAGCUAUUGAACGACAGUGAUGGUAACGAUACCUCUAUGAUUAGCCCAAGAUACUACACAACUGAUGGUUAUGGCUAUCAAGUUCAGCUGGAUUUGGGCAUGCCAUAUUUUGGCAUGUAUGUGCGCCUGGUGUCUGGGGACUAUGAUGACCAGCUAGAGUGGCCGUUGGCAUGGAGACAGUUUACAGUCCUGGUGGUGGACCAGAAUCCAAACAUGCAGCAGCGCAUGUCGAAGCAGAGCAGUAUGACUACAGAUCCAAGAGACAACUCAACACUUUGGCUUUGGGGCAACCCUCGAGAGAAUGGUGAAAUUGAAGUAGAUGAAAAUGGUGAGACAUUUUACGCCAACGCUUAUGCAGACGGAAUAUUCAUGAGGUUUGAUGACCUUCAGGAGAGGGACUUUUUUAAAGGAGGUGAUGUGUUCAUCUCUUUCUUCAUGCAAGAUAUUAGGCCUCUGUCCACAAAAAUCUCCCUGCCCUGCCCCACCAUUCCACGGCUGAACAUCACAUCAGUUCCUGAGGACAGUGACUACUCAUGUGCAAGCGCUCAAACUCCUCCUCCUUCCACUACCAACCCAGAGGACCCUGAUAAAGAGCCUUGUGACAGCAUUUUCUGCAGCUUCUCUCCGAAGAUGGCCGGCUCCCCCCUCAUCAUGCUCUUCACUUUGCUCCUGUUGCUGGCUCACUGAUGCCCAGAACAGGCUACCUGCAUCAUGGUCUAGACCUGUGGAGCACAGUAACAUGCUUUUGGAUGACAGUACAUCAAGUUUAGUGCUAUGGAUAAAUACGCCCCUUGCAAAUUGUAACACUUAAGUAGGUCUUACUUUAGGAGCAUUUGUAGCCCUAAUUGUAAUUGCGGAGUAGUCAACCUCUGGCAGCAACAGUCAGAAUCAACAAAGCAGCCCAUUUUAGUCACAUGUCCAAUGUAUAAGAUUACAGUAUAUGCUACAAAUUGAAAAGGGGAAUUUUGUUGUUGGUUUUAAGUAAAUCAGACCAUUUUUGUUAUGGCCAAAAAAAGACAUUGACCCUUGACCUUGACCUGAUAUCGGCAAAAAGUCAAAAGGAGUAAUGUAGGAGUCAUUGCCCAUUUUUCUGAAACAUAAAUCCAAUUUGUAGUUUUAAUAGGCCUAUAAUAUUGCCUUCAGAGAAACCAACCGAAAACCAUACCUUUCCCCGUCUCUAGAAGGGCAGGGUAUACAAUUAUUUAAUUUUAAUGCCCUUGACUGUGGAUGGAGUUAACAUGUCUUUUUAUUGCACUAUCCCCAUUUUGCCACUUGUACUACAGUUCAAUUCCAAAUACCUUGAGCACUCCCCUUUGCUUAUCAUAGGAACAGUGUCAAGGAGUCUUUUAAAACAGACAGUCGCUGGGAUGGUUGGUUGUUUUCAUAUAUAGAUUUGUGUAGAGAUACACAAAGGGCAUAAGGGGAUGAAGCGUUCAUUAGGUUUAUACUGACCUUAUGGUUUAAAGGUUAUAUAAUAUACUAUAUAUAACAUUUUCCUUUUACUUCACAUUAUGGUUUUUAUUUUAGUUGUGAUGAAUUUAGCUGCAUAAUUGAACAUCGAUCUCAGAUUGGAGGGUUGAACUUAGUUUGUUGAAGGUUUUUUUCCCCCCAACUAGACUAAAAUACUGUGCUAGAUUUAGGGUUCAAGAUUCAAGGUAGGGCCUAUAUACUAAUGUAAAGAAGGAACAAUAUGCAGUAACAAGUAGGCUAAUGAAUCAGCUGAAAGGGCUUUUAAUAGUCACUACGGUGGUUG
Engraulis encrasicolus (European anchovy) is the source of this 3117-nucleotide messenger RNA. RefSeq names its product meprin A subunit beta-like. NCBI's taxonomy places the organism in Eukaryota, Metazoa, Chordata, Actinopteri, Clupeiformes, Engraulidae. Gene Ontology annotation, cellular component: membrane. Gene Ontology annotation, molecular function: protein binding; zinc ion binding; metalloendopeptidase activity. The record is from RefSeq and is a predicted model, not a curated record. The transcript is spliced from 16 exons. Gene Ontology annotation, biological process: proteolysis. The coding region runs from base 60 to 2051 and encodes 663 amino acids.